Aegilops tauschii subsp. strangulata is the source of this 6279-nucleotide messenger RNA. RefSeq names its product callose synthase 11. Gene Ontology annotation, cellular component: 1,3-beta-D-glucan synthase complex; plasma membrane. Gene Ontology annotation, molecular function: 1,3-beta-D-glucan synthase activity. NCBI's taxonomy places the organism in Eukaryota, Viridiplantae, Streptophyta, Magnoliopsida, Poales, Poaceae. The record is from RefSeq and is a predicted model, not a curated record. Gene Ontology annotation, biological process: (1->3)-beta-D-glucan biosynthetic process.
CCAAGUUCCCGAAUGACGGCCCGGGCCGGCCCCACCCAAGAGCAUCUCUCUCCUCUCCCCCGCGGCGGACGAGAAGGGGAGAAACGUCUCAAAUGCGCUAGCGGCAGCAAGGCCGAGCAAGUGGCGAGUCGUGAGAAGCCGAGCGGGAGGCGGCACAACAACGGCAGCGGGAGAGGGGAGAUCGAGGAAGGCCAAACAAACGCCUGGGGGAUUUUGUUUUCCCUCCCUUCCGAAUCAGCUGUGAUAUAAAGAAGAAAAAAAGGGAAGAUUGAGCCGCCGCAGCGGAAGCCGAGGGUCUCGACGGAGACGGCGGGCGGCCGCUCCUCGCCGCCGGUCGAUUGAUCAGCUGCGUGAGACGGGAUGAGCCACCUGCGCACCCGCCGCCCCACCGCCGCGGCGGCGGCGGAGCAGCCGCCGGUCCAGGCGUCGUACAACAUCAUCCCGAUUCAGGACGUGGUGAUGCACGGGCAGCACCCGUCGCUGCGGUUCCCGGAGGUGCGCGCGGCGGUGGAGGCGAUGGCGCACGCGGAGGACCUCCCGCAGCCGCCGCUCAUGCGCGCCUGGGACUUCCGCCGCGCCGACCUCUUCGACUGGCUCGGCGCCACCUUCGGCUUCCAGCUGCACAACGUCCGCAACCAGCGGGAGCACCUCGUGCUGCUCCUCGCCAACGCGCAGCUCCGCGCCGGCGGCACCCUGCCCGCCGACCACCCCGCCGACGUCCUCCACUCCUCCGUCGCCCGGAACAUCCGGAAGAAGCUCCUCAGGAACUACACUGCCUGGUGCGCCUACCUCGGCCAGAGGCCGCACGUCCACGUGCCCAGCGCCGGCCGCCGGACCGGUGCUUCGGCCACCGUCGGCGUCGACACCCGCAGGGACCUCCUCUACACGGCGCUGUACCUGCUAAUCUGGGGGGAGGCUGCCAAUUUGAGGUUCAUGCCGGAGUGCCUCUGCUACAUCUUCCACUACAUGGCCCUCGACCUCAGCCAUGUCAUGGACUGCUCUAUCGAUAUUGAGACAGGGCGGCUUGCAAUCCCUGCUGUGUGCGGUGAGGAGGCUUUCCUGAACCGUGUUGUCAUUCCGAUUUAUACUGUGCUCAAGGCCGAGGUUGAGGCAAGCCGGAAUGGGACCAAGCCACACUCAGCGUGGAGAAAUUAUGAUGAUGUGAAUGAGUACUUCUGGAGCCGGCGAGUCUUCAAGAAGCUCCGGUGGCCACUGGAUUCAUCAAGGGGCUUCUUUGUGCCGCCGGGGAAGUUUGGCCGUGUUGGGAAGACUGGUUUUGUAGAGCAGCGGUCUUUCUGGAAUGUCUACCGCAGCUUCGACCGGUUAUGGGUGAUGCUUAUUCUGUUCUUUCAGGCAGCGAUGAUCAUUGCAUGGAAUGGUAGCGGGAUUCCAUGGGAGACCCUCAGGCACCGUGACAUCCAGGUCCGGGUGCUGUCAGUGUUCAUCACCUGGGCUGGGCUGCGCUUUAUGCAGGCGUUGCUUGAUGCGGGCACUCAAUACAGUCUUGUGUCGAGGGAGACUAAGCUCAUCUCUGUCCGGAUGGUCCUCAAGGCGUUUGUUGCUGCAGGGUGGACUAUCACAUUCAGCGUGCUUUAUGUGCGGAUGUGGGAUCAGCGGUGGCGAGAUCGCAGGUGGUCCUUCGCCGCCGAAACCAGGGUGUUAAAUUUCCUUGAAGCAGCUGCUGUGUUUGUCAUCCCACAGGUGCUUGCGUUGGUGCUGUUCAUCAUUCCUUGGGUUCGGAAUUUUACGGAGAAAACCAAUUGGAGAAUUCUAUAUGUGCUCACCUGGUGGUUCCAGACGCGCACAUUUGUAGGCCGUGGUCUGAGGGAGGGGCUAAUAGAUAACAUCAAGUAUUCCCUGUUCUGGAUCUGCCUUCUUGCUGCUAAGUUUAGCUUCAGCUACUUCCUCCAGAUUAAGCCGAUGGUGUCCCCCACAAAGACAAUAUUCAGCCUCCAUGACAUCCGGCGUAACUGGUUUGAGUUCAUGCCCCACACGGAGCGGAUUGCUGUAAUCAUCCUGUGGCUCCCAGUUGUCCUCAUUUACCUCAUGGAUAUCCAGAUAUGGUAUGCAGUCUUCUCAUCACUUACAGGGGCACUAAUCGGUCUUUUCUCGCAUCUGGGGGAGAUUCGCAGUGUUGAGCAGCUGCGGUUGAGGUUUCAGUUUUUUGCAAGUGCAAUGCAGUUCAAUUUGAUGCCAGAGGAGCACCUGGACAAGUUGCAUGGUGGCAUCCGGAGUAAACUGUAUGAUGCAAUUCACCGGCUCAAGCUGAGAUACGGUUUUGGCCGCCCAUAUAGGAAAAUUGAAGCAAAUGAGGUCGAAGCAAAGAGAUUUGCACUGAUUUGGAAUGAGAUCAUUCUGACAUUUAGGGAAGAAGACAUUGUUAGUGACAAGGAAGUUGAGCUUCUUGAGCUUCCACCAGUUGUUUGGAAAAUUCGUGUGGUGCGGUGGCCGUGCUUGCUGCUAAACAAUGAGCUGCUUCUUGCUCUCAGUCAAGCAAAAGAGCUAGUGGCUGAUGACAGGACACACUGGGGUAGGAUAUCUAGCAUCGAGUACAGGCGAUGUGCUGUGAUUGAAGCUUAUGACAGCAUACGCCAGUUGCUGCUGGAGAUCAUUGAGGAGAGGACGGAUGAGCACGUUAUUGUCAAUCAGCUGUUCCUUGCAUUUGAUAACGCAAUGGAAUACGGGAAAUUCUCUGAAUACUACAGGCUAGACUUGUUACCUAAAAUCCAUUCAUCUGUAAUCACCUUAGUGGAACUGCUACUGAAGGAAAAAAAAGAUCAGACCAAGAUAGUCAACACCUUGCAGACUCUCUAUGUCCUUGCAGUUCAUGAUUUUCCAAAGACCAGGAAGGGUAUUGAACAGCUCCGGCAAGAGGGGCUAGCACCGUCAAGGUUGACUGAAUCUGGGUUGCUCUUUGAGGAUGCCGUAAAAUUCCCUGGUGAGAAUGAUCUUAGCUUCUACAAGCAGGUGAGGCGCCUCCAUACAAUCCUCACAUCCAGGGAUUCCAUGAACAAUGUCCCAAAGAACCCUGAGGCUAGGCGGCGUAUAGCUUUCUUCAGCAACUCCCUAUUCAUGAACAUGCCUCGUGCUCCCACAGUUGAGAAGAUGGUGGCAUUCAGUGUUUUGACUCCAUAUUACAACGAAGACGUCAUGUACAACAAGGACCAGCUUCGUCGUGAAAAUGAAGAUGGCAUCUCAAUCUUGUUUUAUCUUCAGAAGAUUUAUGAAGAUGACUGGGCGAACUUUUUAGAACGUAUGAGGAGGGAGGGAAUGGUUAGUGAUGAUGAUAUUUGGGCUGGGAAAUUUCAGGAGCUCCGACUUUGGGCCUCGUAUAGGGGUCAGACCUUAUCACGGACUGUUAGGGGAAUGAUGUACUAUUACAGGGCUCUCAAGAUGCUUGCUUUUCUUGAUACUGCCUCUGAGAUUGACAUUACAGAAGGAACAAAACAUCUGGCUAGCUUUGGUUCCAUUAGGCAUGAAAAUGAUGUGUAUCCUAUGAACAAUGGUUUGCAACAACGGCCUCAAAGGAGGUUGAACAGAGGAGCCAGCACUGUCAGUCAGUUGUUUAAAGGCCAGGAAGAUGGUGCUGCUCUCAUGAAGUACACCUAUGUGGUCGCUUGCCAGAUAUACGGAAACCAGAAAAAGGGGAAAGAUCCACGUGCCGAAGAUAUCCUGUCUCUUAUGAAGAAAAAUGAGGCCCUUCGUGUUGCUUAUGUUGAUGAGGUCCACGAGAUGGGUGGUAUACAAUAUUAUUCUGUCCUUGUAAAAUUUGACCAGGACUUGCAGAAAGAGGUUGAGAUAUACAGGAUCAGGUUGCCAGGCCAACUGAAACUUGGAGAAGGUAAACCCGAAAACCAGAACCAUGCCAUCAUAUUCACAAGAGGCGAUGCAGUGCAAACAAUUGACAUGAACCAAGAUAAUUAUUUUGAGGAGGCUCUCAAGAUGCGCAAUCUAUUACAACAGUACAACUAUUAUCAUGGGAGCCAAAAGCCAACCCUGUUGGGAGUUCGAGAACAUGUUUUCACUGGAUCUGUCUCUUCACUUGCUUGGUUCAUGUCUGCACAAGAGACAAGCUUUGUUACCCUUGGGCAGCGUGUGCUAGCUAAUCCACUGAAGGUUCGGAUGCAUUAUGGACAUCCUGAUGUAUUUGAUCGCCUUUGGUUUCUGACCCGGGGUGGUUUAAGUAAGGCAUCGAGAGUAAUCAAUAUCAGUGAGGACAUAUUUGCAGGUUUCAACUGCACCCUGCGUGGUGGAAAUGUUAGCCACCAUGAGUACAUCCAGGUUGGCAAGGGGCGUGAUGUUGGGCUUAAUCAGAUAUCGAUGUUUGAGGCUAAGGUAUCCAGUGGCAAUGGUGAACAGACAUUGAGUAGGGAUAUCUACAGACUUGGUCAUAGAACUGAUUUUUUCCGGAUGCUUUCUGUGUUUUAUACAACAGUGGGAUUCUACUUCAACACAAUGCUGGUGGUCUUGACAGUUUACACAUUUGUUUGGGGGCGCCUGUAUCUGGCCCUGAGUGGUCUGGAGGCUGGAAUUCAGGGAAGUGCUAAUGCUACUAACAAUAAAGCCUUGGGUGCUGUGCUAAAUCAGCAGUUUGUCAUACAGCUCGGAUUCUUCACUGCCCUGCCAAUGAUUUUAGAGAAUUCUCUUGAACUAGGUUUUCUACCUGCUGUCUGGGAUUUUUUCACAAUGCAGAUGAAUUUUUCGUCUGUCUUCUACACAUUUUCCAUGGGAACAAAAAGCCAUUACUAUGGCCGAACAAUUCUUCAUGGUGGUGCAAAGUAUCGGGCUACUGGCCGUGGCUUUGUUGUGCAGCAUAAGAGUUUUGCUGAAAAUUACAGGCUAUAUGCUAGGAGCCACUUCAUAAAGGCUAUAGAGCUCGGAAUAAUAUUGACCGUGUAUGCCGCUCACAGUGUGAUUGCCAGGAACACACUUGUUUACAUAGUCAUGAUGAUAUCAAGCUGGUUUCUUGUGGUGUCCUGGAUCAUGGCUCCAUUUGCAUUUAAUCCUUCUGGCUUUGAUUGGUUGAAAACUGUGUAUGAUUUCGAGGAUUUCAUGACCUGGAUCUGGUUUCCAGGAGGUAUAUUUUCUAAGGCUGAGCACAGCUGGGAAGUGUGGUGGUAUGAGGAGCAAGAUCAUCUGCGGACUACUGGCCUUUGGGGAAAGAUUUUGGAGAUACUGUUAGAUCUCAGAUACUUCUUUUUUCAGUAUGGGGUUGUAUACCAGCUCAAAAUCGCAGACGGAAGCAGAAGUAUUGCGGUGUAUCUGCUUUCCUGGAUAUGUGUGGCAGUGAUCUUUGGUGUUUUUGUCCUGAUGUCCUAUACCAGGGACACGUAUGCUGCAAAGCAACAUCUUUACUACCGGGUUGUCCAGACUGCUAUCAUCGUUCUGGGAGUGCUGGUGCUGAUAUUAUUCCUGAAGUUUACUGAGUUUCAAAUCAUUGACAUCUUCACUGGCCUUUUGGCAUUCAUUCCUACUGGCUGGGGCUUGAUUUCCAUUGCUCAGGUGAUCAGGCCAUUCAUCGAAUCCACUGUGGUGUGGGGCAGUGUUAUUUCUGUGGCGCGUUUGUAUGAGAUACUGCUUGGAGUGAUUGUUAUGGCACCAGUUGCAUUGCUGUCCUGGUUGCCAGGAUUUCAAGAAAUGCAGACAAGGGUACUGUUCAAUGAAGGUUUCAGCAGAGGCCUCCAAAUAUCCCGCAUUCUUGCUGGCAAGAAAACGAACACAAUUUGAGGUACUAACCAGGUCGUCGCGGUUGCAGUUAGGCAGUGAUCCGGUCAUCAUCUCUACAGCACCAACACGGAAAGCCUUCCGUGACAUAGCUUAGCUCCAUAUUGCAAUCUUUUGCUGGCUACUGGCGAUCUCUCUAGAUUAGAUGUUCAGAUUCGUACAACUUUGGUGAUUUAGGCAUUGAGUCUUGCACUAGCUGCUUGUUAGAGUAGAUGAUGAUUGCGCUUCAGCUUACCGUUGAGCUCUGACUAUAUUUGUUGGCCUGGCUAGAAGUUCCAUCUCCUGUGCUGAAGAGGUCGUGUAAUUGAGGAUUGAUGGAAAUUCCCCGGUGUGGUUGAUCAGAUCUAGGUCUGCGCCUCAGUUAUGUGCGCGCUAUUUCUUCCGUUGCAUUCUCUCUGCAUGCUCUGCAUGUGGUCGUCGCGCAAAAUUGGCAAAAGAAGAUUGGCGCUUUGUAAUUCGUGCGAGUACAGUCAGAAUGGACUCGUAACAAAAUGGGUUAGUUUCAGAAAUUCAAUUAGGCUGUUGGGAGUGUAUGCUCCUGCGCAUCAAAAAUAA